UACGUUGUACUAAAUACUCCUUAUCUCCCCUGACCCUCAGUUUCACCUUUUUUUUUGAAAAAGUGUCUACAGAGAAGAGAACAACAUAGCAGAGAGAGAGAGAGAGAGAGAGAGAGAGAGAGAGAGAAGAGCUUAUCUACUUCACUUUCUGGAGAGACAUGGAGGGUGCUAACUGGAAGAUAACAGAGGAAGAAGCAGGGCCAUCCUCUUCUUCUGGGAUUGCUUCAAAUAAACAACAAAACCCACCUGAAACUUUUCAUCAUCAACAUCAUAGGAAGGAGGCUGCAGCAGAAGAAGAAGAAACCGAGGAAGAGGAAGAAGACGAUGUUGAUCAUCAUAACAAUAGCACCUUUGUUCCUGGUCCUCUCCUUUCUCUCAAGGAUCAGAUCGAAAAAGACAAGGAGGAUGAGAGCCUAAGGAGAUGGAAAGAGAAGCUGUUGGGUUGCAUGGAAAGUGAUUUAGAUGGUCAGAUACAUCCUGAAGUGAAAUUCCACUCCAUUGGAAUAAUCUCUGAGGAUUUUGGUGAAGUCAUUACUCCUUUAUCUGUGGAUGAAAGCCAAAAUGGUCAUAUUCUGUUUACUCUCAAGGAGGGCUCUCAUUAUCAGCUUAAGCUAAAAUUCAGUGUUCUGCACAACAUUGUGUCUGGUUUGGCAUACUGCAACAAUGUGUGGAAAGGAGGGCUUCAAGUUGACCAGAGCAAAGGAAUGUUGGGUACCUUUGCUCCCCAAAAAGAACCAUAUGUACAUACCUUAAAAGAAGACAUCACUCCGUCUGGUGUGCUUGCAAGGGGUGUAUACUCUGCUAAGAUUAAGUUUGAAGAUGAUGACGGAAGGUGUCACAUGGAACUCAAAUAUUCAUUAGAGAUAAAGAAGAGGUAGUCCGGGUUUAUGGCACAUUAUUGAGUCAUUCAUCAUGCGUCCUUUUUUUUUUUUUUUAAUUUAUAAUUUUGAAAUCUUUUUAUAAUUUUGAAACUAUUUGUUAAUUAUGCUAUUUAGUACUCGUAGUUCUCAUUUAGUGUUUAGUGUUGUGAGUUGUGACUUCUACAAUUGCUUGCUAAUCAUACAAAAUGGUUGUUCUGCCGAUGGCAAGUCAAUGUUCAAAGCCAUAACAUUUGUACACAAACAAUCCACAAGAGUUUUCAAAGCUCUAAGGAAAUGCAAAAUUCAGCAUUUGUGAUUUGUA
Molecule: messenger RNA, 1182 nt
Organism: Glycine soja
Lineage: Eukaryota; Viridiplantae; Streptophyta; Magnoliopsida; Fabales; Fabaceae
Product: rho GDP-dissociation inhibitor 1-like
Exons: 5
Coding region: 159-878 (239 amino acids)
Biological process (GO): Rho protein signal transduction
Cellular component (GO): cytoplasm; cytosol; membrane
Molecular function (GO): protein binding; Rho GDP-dissociation inhibitor activity
Source: RefSeq, a predicted model, not a curated record